CACACGCCCGCGAACCCCGCGGCGCGCGCCGUAGCGGGCGGAGGGGCGGGACCCGGGACCAGAGAAACGAAACCGCGCAGACCCGCCGCGUCGGGGACGCAGGAGCCGCGCAGAUCUGCGGGGGCAUAUGCCAGCCUCAGGAAACACCCUCCCUCCCUGGCGGUAUGCAGUGUCCUUCCUGCCAGCACCUCUCCAAAGACGUAGCUGCGAAGUUCUGCAGCCAAUGUGGACACAAGCUGCUUCCUGCAGCCCCUGGCGCAGCUUCUGAGAACAAGCUCACGGCGCCCUCGGCCCCGGAGGGAGGCACGGAAUGCGGACGGGAGCUGAUGGACAGUAGCCCUUUCUCGUCCCUGGGCCCAGGCAACGGGCAAGAAAACCCAGAUGAGCACUGUUCGGACGCCUCCUUGCAGAUCCAGAAAGGAGCUGCCUCAGAGGGUUUUAUGGAUGCUGCAGACGGUACAUCCCACGAGCUAGAGGCUGCUAGCCCCUCUGCAAGCAAAAGAAGGAAAGAGGAUGCAGCCCUGACCAAGGUCUCGGACGCGAGCUCUCCAGACCCCAAGCAGAGCAAAAGGAGGAAAAGGAGGAAAAGGAGGAAAAGGAAGAAAAGGCGUCGGAGCGCCCCCACGUCCGCAGAGCCGGCUUCCUUGUCCCCAUCCUCCUCGGGCCCCUGUGGCCCGAGUGCCCUUGCAGACUCUGGGCUCCAGGACACAGCCCCACCCCACAGCCCAGCUCAGCAGGGCAGCACCCCCCACCUGCCCAGCCAGCCCCCGAGGCGGGACAAGAUGCCGCUGGAGGCUGGUGGCCGCCCUCUGCGGGGCCAGACGGCGGGAGGGGCAGAAGCAGCCGUGGGCACCCGGUCUCCUGGCACCCUGGCCCCCCUGGAGGGGCAGGAGCACCACUCCCCCAGCACCCCCAGAGGCAAAGGCCUUCCCACUCCUGCCAGUGAAGGCCAUCCCGGGGCGAGAGAUGCUGCCCAGGAGCUCCUGCUGCCUGAGCCCAAGGGGGACCAUUCCAAGCCCAGGAAAGUGCCGCAGACCGCUGGGCAGCAGGCCAAGGCCCCUGCCUCCAGGGCAAACGGUGCUGCAGCUGAGCCAGCUGGUCCAGAGAAGGGACCCGGAAAAGAAGUUAAAGAUCAGACUAAGGAAACGAAACAGCCUCGCGCAAGUGUCCCUGCUUCCCGGCACCACCGCCAGGAAACUCAAACCAAGGACCAGACGGCUGUGCCUGGAAGAAAAGCAGGUGAAAAUGAGAAAGCCAGCUUGAAGCCGAAGAAGGAGCCCAAGAAGCCAGAGGAGAAUAACAAAAAUAAUGCAGCUGCUGAGAAAAAUGUGAAGGAGCAGAGAAACGAGAGGGUGGGCGAGCUCAGCCCUAAGGAGAGCCCGCUGAGCUCCGAGGAAGGAAUCACGGUGUACUUCCAUGCAAUCAUUUCUAAACAUUUUGAGUUCAACCCCAGCCAACACCACGUGUUUGUCAGGGGCGGAGAAGAAUUCGGGAAGCCCAAAUGGAAGAGGAAUGUCUGCGAGAUGUACUACACCAGAGACUUGCACGAGUUCGGGUCCCUGGUUGAAGGCAGCGCCGUUAUUGCCAGGCAGCACCUGAACAAGCCCAUUCCUUACAAGUACGUUGUCGAGAAAGGCAAGGGCGCUGUGGAGUAUGAGUUCAUCUACAAGCCGCAGCAGAAGGAAGGCGAGCCCGUGAACCGCUGCCUGCAAGUGAAAUCCUCCCUGCUGGGCUCGGGAGACUGGCAUCAAUACGAUGAUAUAAUUUGUAUGAACCCGCCCGGGGCGUGGCAGACAUUUAAGGACCGUUUCACAGACGGUAUCAGGAAAGACCUGGUGAAAGGGAAGCAAACUGCGGCUGCCAUCAUGCUGGACAGCAUCUUCAGCGUCCUUGAGACUUGGAAUGCCAUCAAUUUAAAGAGCUUUUUCACCCAGUUUCAGCAGUUUUACUCUGUGAUCCGGGUACCCAUGAUCUAUGAAGGAAAAGCGCAGCCAUGGAGCACUCUGGAGUAUGAAGAGAAGGAGGUGAAGAAGCACCUGUGGGAGUGUUUAACGAAGAAAAUGGAACCAUUUCUGAAAACAAGCGGGGACGCCCUGCCGAAAGACUGCCCAGUGAGGAGUAAACUGAGGAUGGGCCUGAUUGUCCUUUUCUCUGUGGAAAAAUUUCAUAUUCCCUUAUCGGAAAGUGACCUGACCUCACUUUGUCACCUCCUUUGCUCGGACCCCAGUUCACCUCAUGACCUCCACACUGACCUGAUCCACAUCCUUGAAAUUCCGCACAGCUGGCGAAAUUCCUUGGUAGACCUGUGCCAAAGGUGCAUGGACAGAGAGGUGGACCUCUGGGUGUGCACCCUGCCUGUGCUGCACCUCUGCAUGGAGCCGUCCCCGCCGACCAAGGACGCCGGCAUGCAGCCCGAGGACACCUGGGCGGCCCUCGAAGGCAUCUCCUUCUCGGAGUUUCGGGAAAAAAGAUCGGAUCGGAAACAGUUGGUGCAGCUCAUGGGAAAGAACAGACACUUGCUGAGUGUGGAUGCGCGUCUGUUCUGCUCCUGGUUCAGCCUGCUCCCUCUGAGGACGCUGGUUUGCUACAUGACAGGGUGCAGUGAAUACCUGAGUCGCUUUCCCUCUCGCGUCCUGGACUGUCUUCUGGGGACUUGCUACCGGCUGCAAGAGCUCAAGGGCCCCCUCACGAACCUGGAGACUAUCAAGAGUAUUUUACAAAAGCUUUUGUUCCUCCUGGAUACUUAUCAGGACAAGAUGCUUGAGGAGCCCUUGAUACAGUCCUACUUGACUGUGUGCCUGAAACUCCAUGAAACUACCUGCAGAAUUACAAAAGACCACACGUUUUAUGAGCUGCCCGCCUUAUCUGCUGAGAUUGUUUGCAGAAUUAUUAUACUUAAACCGCUAGUGGAUUCGGCAGGAGGGCAGCACAGUGAAGCUGGAGAGAAGGAUUCAGUAGCAGCGGUCUUCCAGGGGACUCUCGCCGCUACCAGAUCAUGGUUUCAGAGAGUUUUUCAGAAUCACGUGUUCCAGACUGGGGUCUCGUCAUCUAAUGUCAGGUUCACGUACCCCGAGGAGAUUAAGAUCUGGAGGCGGCUGGUGGAAAUACCCUUCCCCGUGGAGCUCGGCUGGAAGGAAACGCUGCUGGGGGACAUGGAAGGGAGGCUCAAACAGGAGAGGCCUCUCUCCCAGAUCUUCGCCUUCAGCAGCACCACCUGGGAUGCCGAGGGCGCGGAAGACAGUGUGUCGAAAUGCUUCGAGAAGUGCGCCAUCGAAGCCGUGAGCUUGGUCUGCCGGUCUCAGACCAGUCUCCUCGAGAAAAUCUCUUGUAAAGACCUGUGGAAAUGCGGCACCCUGGUGUCUGCUGUGAUCAGCAAGUCUUGGCCGAGAAGUAGAGGGCAAGUUGUACAUGACUUGGGUGAGGUUUUGAAACACCUGCUCACAUGGCCAGACAUCAAGCAGCUCUUCCACUUGUGUGGAACCAACGAGAAAAUAUUAGCACAUAUCACCGAGGAAGGCAAGAAGCUCAUGGGCAUUGCAGACUCUGUGUUCGCCGGAGUGACCGGGGACCUCAUCAACGGAACCAUCUUGGUGGGACACCUGGAGCUGAUCGUAAAACACGUGGAUCAGUUCCUCAGCAUCUGGCAGUUAAAGAGUGAAAAAAGCCUUUCAACCCAGGAGAAAAGCAUGAAGGAAGUGCUGAGUCGGAGGAAGAAUGAGCUCUUGGUUCUGAAGACGGAGAAAACCCACGUGGACUCCCUCCUGAGGGCGUUCCGGCGGGUGAAGGACCUGGUAGAAGUGGAUUUUGCCGAGAUUGAAAAAAGGCACUCGGAAGACCUGGACGGGAAGAGGCUAAACGACGUCAUGACGGUGGGCUCGUCCGCCACCUCCCCGGACCCGCCGGGGACAACACACUAUAACCUGAGCCCCGAAGUCCAGGAAAUGGCCAAAACCACAGACUUGCUCAAGGAGAGCCACACCUUCCGGAUGUUCUGGGCACAAGUCGCCAAGGAGCUGAGUGAGGCAGAGGCGAUGGAGGGGCAACUACUGCAGCCAGAAGAGGCAUACGAAGAUUUGUAUCGUCCUUGUUUCGAAAGGUUUUCGAAGCUGUACCAGGAUCUGAAGUCAGGAGAGGUCACCUUUGGGGAGGUGGAAGAUGUCUUCAAGGACUUUGUGAAUAAAUACAGCGACUUAACGAAGGAACUCCGGACCAUGUGUUCCCUGCACCUCGGUGACCCGAAGGACUGGGUCAGGGAGCGCGUCCGGCAGAUCGAGGAGUACCACGACCUGCACCACGCUGUCCAGGCAGCCGGGGUCAUCGCGGCUGUCAAGGAGGACUUGGGUCUGACUGGCGACUUCAACGUUCUCCACACUUUACUGAGCUUUACUGUCUUUGACGAGUUUCGCCACGAGAAACUGAACCGGAUCAGCCAGCAGCUCAUCCGUGCCAAAAAGCUGCUGCAGGACAUCAGCGAGCCCCGGUGCCAGUGUCUGAAGGAGCUGUCGCUGAGGAAGGAGUUUGUCGGCUGGGUCCAGGAGGCUCUUGGAGGCAUCACCGAGCUGAAGGUGUUUGUGGACCUGGCCUCCAUCUCCGCGGGCGAGAAUGACAUCGACGUGGACCGGGUGGCUUGCUUCCACGACGCCGUGCAGGGCUACGCACCCCUCCUCUAUGAUCUGGACACGAAUGCGGGCUUUGAUGAGUUCAUGCAGCGCCUGAAAGAGCUGUGGAAGGCUCUGGAUAAUGACCAGAACCUGCCCAGGAAACUGUGUGACUCUGCCCGGAACCUGGAGUGGCUGAAGACAGUGAAGGAGAGUCACGGGUCUGUGGAGCUCUCGUCCCUGUCUCUGGCCACAGCCAUCAACAAAGGAGGCAUCUAUGUGAUCGAGGCUCCCACGGAUGGCCAGAAGCUCUCCCCAGACACGGUUCUGUGUUUAACCCUCCCCGCGGGCCUCGGAGGCCGUGAGGCCGAGAGAGACUACUCUUUGGAGGAGCUGAAGGAGCUUUUGAACAAACUGAUGCUGAUGUCCGGCAAGAAAGACCACAGCAGUGUGGAGGUCGUGGAGGUGUUUUCUGAGGUGUUUUGCAAUGUGCAGAGGCUCGUCCAGUCCUUUAUAAACCUUUACUCUGCGGGGAACGUGCUCUUCAGGGCCUGGACGGCCAGGGUGUACUGCUGCCCCCAGAACGGUGUCUCCGUCCGCAUGGACUUCCGCCUGGGGCUGGUGAGCCAGCUCGUGGGCAGCGGGCCGGUUGCCGAGCUGCUGGAGGCCCUGUGCCGGCAGAUGGAGGACUUCCUGCGCCAGUGGGAGAGAUUCGUGGCAGAGAAGCGGGCAGAGCACUUUUACCUCAACUACUACACAGCCGAGCAGCUGGUUUACCUGGGCUCGGAGCUCAUGAAGCGGGAGCCCAGCGCUGCCGCCCUCACCAUGCUCUCCUUCAUCAAAGGCAACUGCACCACGAGGGACGUCUCGGAGGCCUGCAGGGAGCCCGACAGUGGGGCCACGGGACACCAGGCAAGUAGGCUGGUUAAAGAAUUGCCCCUGCGGCUCUUCUCUGAGUCCGGACUGGCGGACAAGCUGAAGAUCAUCAUGGAGCAGUCGAUGGCGUGCGCGCGUGCCUUCCAGCCUCACUGCCUGGACCUGGAGGCCCUGGGCCGCUGUCUGGCCCGCCUGGCGCGCAUGGCCGGGCCCCCCGUGCAGCGGGAGCUGCCCAGGGGCCUGCAGGGCGGCCAGCCCAACCUCGUCGUCUGCGGCCAUUCCGAUGUGCUGCUGGCCGCCCUGGCCAUCUACAUGCAGACCCCAACCCAGCCCCUGCCCACCUACAGCGAGGUGCUGCUCUGCACCCCAGAAACCGGGUUCGAGGAGGUGGCGCUGCUCCUGCGCCGCUGCCUGACCCCAGGCUCCCUGGGGGACGGGGUCUACUGCCUGCUGUUCGCAGACCAGCUGAGCUACGAGGUGGCCUGCCGGGCCGAGGCGCUCUUCCUGGACCUGUGCACGCAGCGCCACCGGGAGGACUACCGGCUCGUCAUGGUCUGUGACUGCGAGCGCGAGCACUGCUAUCUCCCCUCGGCCUUCAGCCAGCACAAGGUCCUCGUCACCCCCCAGGCGCCCCUCAAGGACGUCCAGGCCUACCUGGCUUACCACUUCCAGGUCCCAGAGCAGACCCCGUCAGCCGCCGCCGUGUUCCAGGACCGGAUGUGUGUUGGGGUCGUGGCCUCGGAGAGAGCGGGUGUCGGCAAGUCUCUCUUCGUGAAGAGGUUGCACAGCCGGCUGAAAAGGCAGUCUAAAGGAGACGUGCCUCUAAAAAUCAUUCGACUGAUCGACCCUCAGGUGGAUGAGCGUGAAGUCCUGCGCUCCCUGCUGCCUUUCCUGGAUGCCCAGCAUCAGAUGAGACCCGUGAUAUUCCACUUGGACGUGACCUCGUCAGUGCGGACUGGAGUUGGGAUGUUUCUUUUCAAACUCCUCAUUCUUCAGUACUUAAUGGACAUAAAUGGGAAGAUGUGGCUUCGGAACCCGUGUCAUUUAUAUGUCGUUGAAAUCCUGGAAAGGAGUUCCGCCCUGCCUCGGAGGCCCUCGAAGCUGGGUCCACAUGUCCCCCAGUUCAGUUUUCUAGAUAUCUUCCCUAAAGUCACCUGCAGGCCUCCCAAGGAAGUGAUCAACAUGGAGCUGGACCCUCAGCGCAGGUACAGAGAGCCAGGAAUGGAUGAGCGGGUGUUCUGCAGUGAAACGUUCCAGAGACCCUACCAGUACCUACGGCGGUUCCAUCAGAAAGAGAACCUCGACCUGUUCCGGUACCAGGAGGGCUCCGUUGAGGGGAGCCCUGGCGAAUGCAUCCAGCAUCUCCUGUUCUACUGCGGGGUGCUCGACCCAUCCUGGUCAGAGCUUCAGAACUUUGCUCGGUUCCUGAACUACCAGCUCCGAGACUGCGAGGCCUCUGUGUUCUGCGACCCUGGCUUCGUGGGCGACACGCUGGUGGGCUUCAAGAACUUCGUGGUCGCCUUCAUGAUCUUCAUGGCGCGGGAUUUCGCCACACCCACGCUGCACACGUCCGACCAGAGCCCCGGGAACUACGCGGUCCCUGCGGACGGGGUCAAGGAAGAAGAUCUCGCCCCUUUCUCUCUCCGGAAGAGGUGGGAGUCGGAGCCCCACCCGUACGUGUUCUUCAACGGCGACCACAUGUCCAUGACAUUCAUAGGCUUCCACUUCCAGACCAACCAGAAGGGCUUCGUUGAUGCCAUCAACCCCGCAAGCAGAGAGGUCAUCAUGGGAGACGUCAUGACGGCGCAGCUGCACCAGGGGCUGCUGCUGCAGAAGGUGCCCUUCAACGUUGACUUUGACCAGCUGCCCCGACACGAGAAGCUUGCCCGGCUGUGCCUGGCCCUGGGGAUCCAGUGGCCCACUGACCCCGACGACACCUACGAGCUGACGACGGACAACAUGCUGAAGAUCCUUGCCAUCGAGAUGCGCUUCCGCUGUGGCAUCCCCGUCAUCAUCAUGGGGGAGACGGGCUGCGGCAAGACCAGGCUCAUCCGCUUCCUCAGCGACCUGCGGCGGGGCGGCGCCAACACGGACACCGUGAAGCUGGUCAAGGUCCACGGGGGGACCACCGCCGACAUGAUCUACUCCAAGGUCAGGGAGGCGGAGGAGCUGGCCCGCUUCAACAGGGAGCAGCACAAGCUGGACACCAUCCUGUUCUUCGACGAGGCCAACACCACGGAGGCCAUAAGCUGCAUCAAAGAGGUCCUGUGCGACCGCAUGGCGGGGGGCCGGCCCCUGGCCAAGGACUCCGGCUUGCACAUCAUAGCAGCCUGCAACCCUUACCGGAAGCACAGCCGGGAGAUGAUCUGCCGGCUGGAGUCCGCCGGCUUGGGGUACAGGGUUCGCGCAGAGGAUUCGGCCGAGAGGCUCGGCUCCAUUCCCCUGAGGCAGCUCGUGUACCGCGUCCACGCCCUGCCGCCGAGCCUGAUCCCCCUGGUGUGGGACUUCGGACAGCUGAGCGUCUCCACGGAGAAGCUCUACAUCCAGCAGAUCGUCCAGAGGCUGGUGAGCUCCAUCAUCAUGGUUCAGGGGGAGGCGCGGGUGGUCACCGACGUGCUUUCGGCCUCUCAGGGCUUCAUGAGGGCGAGGAAGGACGAGUGCGGCUUCGUCAGCCUCCGGGACGUGGAGCGCUGCGUGAAGGUCUUCAAGUGGUUUUAUGAGCACAGCGGCCUGCUCCUGUCGAAGCUGGGCGCGGUCGGCGAUCGCGGCGUUGAGAGGGACCCCGUCCUCUGGUCCCUGGUGCUGGCCGUCGGGGUGUGUUACCACGCCUCCUUAGAGACGAAGGAGUCUUACCGCGAAGCCGUUUGCGGGCUCUUCCCGGAACCGUACAACGACAGCAGGGUCAUCCUGGACGAGCUCACGCGCACCCAGGACCUGUUCCUGAGCGGCGUGCCCCUGAGGAAGACCAUCGCCAAGAACUUGGCUUUGAAGGAGAACGUCUUCAUGAUGGUUGUCUGCAUCGAGCUCAAGAUCCCGCUCUUCCUGGUGGGCAAGCCCGGCAGCUCCAAAUCCCUCGCCAAGACCAUCGUGGCCGAUGCCAUGCAAGGCCAGGCCGCGCACUCGGACCUCUUCCGGCGCCUGAAGCAGGUCCAUCUGGUGUCGUUCCAGUGCAGCCCGCACUCCACCCCCCAGGGCAUCAUAGGGACCUUCAGGCAGUGUGCCCGCUUCCAGCAGGGGAAGGACCUGGAGCGGUACGUCUCCGUGGUGGUGUUAGAUGAGGUCGGGCUGGCGGAGGACUCGCCCAAGAUGCCCCUGAAGGCUCUGCACCCGCUGCUGGAAGACGGCUGCAUCGAAGACGAUCCCGCCCCCCACAAAAAAGUGGGCUUCGUGGGCAUUUCCAACUGGGCCCUGGACCCUGCCAAGAUGAACCGGGGCAUCUUCGUGUCGCGCGGCAGCCCCAACGAGAGAGAGCUCAUUGAGAGCGCCAGGGGCAUUUGCGCCUCCGAGCCGCUGGUCCAGGAGAGGAUCCAGGGCUACUUUGCAGCCUUCGCCAAGGCCUACGAAACAGUGUGUGAGAGCCAGGACAAGGAGUUCUUCGGGCUCCGUGACUACUACAGCCUCAUCAAAAUGGUCUUUGCCGCGGCGAAGGCUUCUAACCGGGAGCCUUCCUCUGAGGACAUCGCACGAGCCGUCCUUCGGAACUUCAGCGGCAAAGACGACAUCCACGCUCUGGCCAUCUUUGCGGCCAACUUACCCGAGGCCAAGUGCGCAGAGGACGUCAGCACCAUGGAGCUGAUCCGGCAGAACAUGUACGGGGACCUUCCGAGGGCUCCUGGCCCAGAGCUGGAUGGCGCCGAGUCCCGCUACCUGCUCGUGCUCACCAGGAACUACGUGGCCCUGCAGAUCCUGCAGCAGGCCUUCUUCACCGACGACCUGCCAGAGAUCAUCUUUGGGUCCAGUUUUCCCAAGGACCAGGAGUACACCCAAAUCUGCCGAAACAUCAACCGCGUGAAGAUCUGCAUGGAAACCGGCAGGAUGGUGGUGCUGCUGAACCUGCAGAACCUCUACGAGAGCCUGUACGACGCCCUCAAUCAGUACUACGUCUACCUCGGCGGCCAGAAGUACGUGGACCUCGGGCUGGGGACCCAUCGGGUCAAGUGUCGGGUCCACCCGGACUUCCGCCUGAUCGUCAUCGAGGAGAAGGACGUCGUCUACCAGCGCUUUCCCAUCCCCCUCAUCAACCGGCUGGAGAAGCACUAUCUGGACAUCCACACCGUGCUGGAGGGGUGGCAGAAGGCCGUCAUGGAGGACCUCAAGGCCUGGGUGGAGAAGUUCAUCCACGUGAAGGCAGAGCAGUUUCUAGCUCGACCCAGGUACAGCCCUUCCGACGUCUUCAUCGGCUACCACUCGGACACGUGCGCCUCUGUGGUGCUCCAGGCCGUCAAGCGGCGAGGGCCCAGGGCCCUGACGGAGGAGCUGUACCAGGAGGUACUUGACCAGGCCAAGCUGGCACUGCUGGAUUGUGCCACACCGGACGCCGUGGUUCGGCUGAACGCCUCCUCACUAGGCGGGUUCACUGCAAAGUGCCUGUCCCAGGAAUACUAUCACAGGCAGCAGCACGACUCCUUUGCAGACUUCCUCCAGGCUCAGCUGCGCCCGAAGGGUCAGGGACGCCGUGCCGUCUUCACAGAGGUCACCACCUUCUCCAGACUGCUCACCAGUCAUGACCUUGAACUUAUAGAAUCGGAGCUAAGGGACAGGGCUCUGAAGCUCACGGUCCUGUCCCUGCAGCAGUUUGACACCGAGUACGCGUUCCUCAAGGACGUCCGAAACUGCUUAACUCACCCAGCCGAUUCUAAAAUCCUCAUUAUUCAGACCGAUUUUGAAGACGGGGUUCACAGUGCCCAGCUCAUCGCCUCAGCAAAGUAUUCUGCUAUAAAUGAAAUCAAUAAGAUGCAAGGAAAUAAGGACAGUAUCUUCGUCUAUUUCAUCACCAAACUGUCCCGGAUGGCAAGUGGCACGUCCUAUGUGGGAUUCCAUGGAGGGCUGUGGCAGUCUGUGCACAUCGACGACCUCCGGAGGUCCACAAUCAUGGUCUCAGACGUGACUAAGCUGCAGGGUGUGGCCAUCAGCCAGCUGUUUAAACCAGAAGAUGCGCCAGAGUUGGAAGCGGGGUGUGGAGCCCAAGACAGUGAUGAGGAGCUGAUGGAAACAGAAGCGGUCAGUUCAGGAGAAGCAGCAGAGGCGGACAUGGAGACGGAAAGUUCUAAGGCGACGGACAGCCCAACCUCCGAGCCGGGAAGUAGUGCACAGAUUCUGGACACCACCAGGCUGCUGAGGAGCUGCAUCCAGGGCGCCGUGGGCAAGCUCCGGGACCAGAACGCGGGCUUUGAGCGCAGCAUGCAGCGGGUGUCCAUUCUGCUCAGCCUCCUGGACACGGACAGCACGCACACAGCUGCCUUCUUAGCGGUCGCGAAGAUGCGGCUUUACGUCCUUCUGAAGAAGCAGGAAGAGAGCUCCCCAUUCAGUGUGGGGGAGUGGGUGGUGAGGGAAGCCUCCAAUCAGGACGCCCUGCAGGAGGCCGGCACGUUCAGGCACACCCUCUGGAAGCGGGUCCAGAGCACCGUGACCCCGCUCCUGGCAAGCAUGAUCUCUUUCAUCGACAGAGAUGGCAACCUGGAGCUGCUGGCCAACCCGGAUGCUCCAUCCUGGGCCAGAGAUCUUUGGAUGUUUAUUUUCAGUGAUAUUAAGCUUCUGAACAUUCCCGUUGUGGCCAGUGAUGCCAGGUCCAGAGGGGAGGUGGCCUACGUCACGGUGCAGAAUGACAUGAACCGCCUGGAGGACUCGGCCAACAGUGUCCCGUUCAGCUGGCGGAUCAAGGAGUAUCUGGAGGACCUGUGGAUCCACACCCAGUACAUCAGAGCAGAUGAGGGCCCGGCUGAGAAGUUGGUGGAGCUCUUUCAUCAGACGCCGCUGGGCAGGUUUCUUGCUCAGCUCCCUGCCCACCAGAGGCAGGAACUUCUUCAGGGCUACCUGCGGGAUUUCCUUCUGCUGACCACCAGGGUGUCCACCCAGGAGGAGUUAGAGGUUCUGCAGAUGGCUCUGUGGUCCUGCAUCCAUCAGCUGAAGGCGAAAUGGCCAGAGGAGGAGGUCUCCCUGCCCUCUGUGCACCUGGCCCACCACCAUUUCCGGAGCCGCCUACAGAACUUCUCCAGAAUCUUGGCUAUUCAUCCCCCAGUUGUCCAGAGCCUUCUGAAAGGCACACAAAACCACAGCUGGGCUGGACGUGAGAUGGCUCUGGACGCGCUGGCGGCGCUGGCCUGCGUGGAGAUGCUGACGGGGGAGCUCCUGGAGCCCAGGCCCCAGGCGUGGCAGGCUUGGUUGCAGACCGUGAAGAACCUGUCCAUGCCGCUGGAGCUCCUCUGCUCGGACGGGUACACACAGGACAGCGGCAAGAUGACCAGGGCUGUCAUCAGGGACAUCAGAACCCACUGGAGUCGCCUUUUCUCCGUCUCGCUCUUUGUGGAGCACGUGCUCCUGGGGACCAAGAGCCAGAUUCCCGAGCUGCUCAAGCUGGUGACCUCGUACGUCUCCUUGCUGAACAAGUGCCUGGAAGAGGACGCUGACCUCAAGACCCACAGGCCUUUUGUCGCGGUGAUGACAGCUCUUCGUAAAUGUAAGGACCAGGCCAGUGUGAGCUUCACCAGGCCUGGGGUUCGGCCGUGCCCCGUCUGCCUGGGAGACGCACAGGAUCCCGUCUGCCUGCCCUGUGACUGUGUGUUCUGCCUGCGCUGCCUCAGAGCCCGGCUCACGCUGGGGCAGAUGAGCUGCCCCCGCUGUGUCAUUGACUUGCCGGACGACUUCUCCCUGACUGUCUCCCAAGAGCACAGGGAGAUCAUCAGGAAACACGCCUGCUUCCGGCAGAUGUGCAAUAGUUUCUUCGUGGACCUCGUUUCCACCAUGUGCUUCAAGGACAAUUCUCCACCGGAGAAGCGUGUGGUCGAAGAUCUGCUGUCUUUACUCUUUGUAGAAAAGGAGCUCCUGCGAGAGUCUUCCCAGCGAUCCCGCGAACACACAAAAUCUCUCUCUCCUUUUGAUGACGUUGUGGAUAAGACCCCUGUCAUCCGCUCAGUGGUACUGAAGCUGCUUUUGAAGUACAGCUUCCGCGAUGUGAAAGAUUAUAUUCAGGCCUAUUUGUCCCAGUUGGAGAUGAAACCGUUCCUGGCUAAAGAUAAAGGGGCGCUCUACAUACUCUUCAGCAGCUGCCUCGAGGACUCCAUACGGGAGAAGAACAGUGCUUUCUCCAUAGCGGAUGAGUGGAAACGCCUAAGGGAGGAAGGCCAGUUCCUGAAGACGUACCAGCCGGAGCCGGGCGGCCCCAGGCCGGCCAGAGAGGCCUCGGUGGAGUACCUGCAGCAGAUGGCCCGGGCCCGCCUCUGUCUCGACAAGGCUGCCGAGCUCCUCUCCGAGCUCCAGGACGGCUCAGAGGUGGCGGAGGAGAAGCGUCGCUACCUGAAGCAGGUGGAGCUCUUCUGCGCGCGGGUCCAGAACGACUGGUACCGGGUGUACCUGGUGAGGAAGCUCGCCAGCCAGCAGGGGAUGGAGUUUGUGCAGAGUCUCUCCAGACGGGACCACCCGGCCCACUGGGUAUUUCCCAGGGAGCUCCUCGCACAGCAGGAGGAUGAUCUGGGCCAGAUGGACUGGUACCUGGUUCACGGGGACGACUACAAGGCUCUUCGCGACACGGUGGCCAAAGCCAUUCUCAAGGGCGAGCCUCUGGCUGUCCGGUCGGCUCUGAAGGCCUGCGGCAGCUCCGCCCCUCAGCAAGCCGUCUACCUGCUGCUGGCCCUUUUCAGAGAGGUCACGACCCUGUACAGGUCCCACAACGCAAACCUCCAUCCCAAGCCGCAGCAAUGCGAGGCUCUGAAGAAAGUCAUUGAGGAAACCCAGGCCCUGUCUGCUGACGCCAGAUCUUUUGCAACGUCCCUUGUGACGAAUGAGCUGCCCCUGCUGACGCCGGGCCCCGGGGACAGCAUCCUCGAGGGGACCGUGACCGAAAUGGCCGUUCACACUGCCGUCCUCCUUCUCUGCGGACAAAGCCAAGUCUUGGAGCCCCUGAGGAACCUGGCCUUCUCCCCACGGAACAUGGCGAAUGCCUUUCUUCCAACGAUGCCUGAGGACCUGCUGGCUCAAGCAAAGAAUUGGAUGAGGCUGGAAGGUGUCCGCUGGUACACAUGUCCCAACGGUCACGCGUGCUCUGUGGGAGAGUGUGGCAUGCCGAUGGAACAGAGCCAUUGCAUUGACUGUGGAGCGCCAGUCGGAGGGAUUAAUCACAAGCCGAACAGUGGAUUUCAUGUUAUCCAAAGCACCGAGGACAGGACGCAGACCGGCCACGUGCUGGGAAGCCCACCGCCCAGAGGCGCGGCCGUGGUGUCUGACCGGGAGCUGUCGCCCGCGGUCUUCCUGCUCCUCCGCCUCCUCACUCACCUGUCCAUGCUCUGGGGAGCGGCCCAGAGUGCCCAGGAGAUAAGCCACAUCAUCAAGCCUCCGGUGAGGGAUCCGAAGGCGUUCCUGCAGCAGCACAUCCAGAGGGACCUGGAGCAGCUCACGAGGGUGCUGGGCAAGAGUGCGGACGAGACCGUCAGCGUGGUCCACCUGGUCCUGGGCCGCCUCCUGGCAAAGCAGGGCUGCUGGGGGUCUUUAAAUUUUGACGCACAAUUGUCAACCAGAGAGAAGAGGAACAGCUGGGAAAAGCUUGUUGCGACUGUUAUUCUGCCCGAACUAGAGCAUCUCGAUAAAACCCUCCGGGCGGUGAACACUCGCCUCAGCCAAGACGAGCGCCUCGGCUCCAACCCUGUGGCCAAGAUCGUGUACGGUGACCCGGCAGCCUUCCUGCCCGGCCUGCCCCAGCAGGGCGUGGUCCACUGCUCCAGGAUGUGGAGCUGCAGGAAGAGGGUCACCGUGGAGCACCUCCAGCACAUCGUGGAGCAGAGAGACGGCAGAGAAACAGUGCCUGUCCUCUGGAAGUUCCUGCAGAAGGAAGCAGAGCUGAGACUGGUGAAGUUCUUGCCUGAGAUUCUGGCCCUGCAAAAGAAUCUGGUGAAACGAUUCCAGAAUGUUCCGGAAGUUGAAUACAGCUGCAUCAGAAGCUUCAUUAGCAGUCACAGUUCAGAUGGGCUGAAGCAGUUAUACCAAAACAGAAUCGCUACCUUUCUGUCGACGUGGAACAAGCUGAGGAGAUCCCUGGAGACCAAUGGGGAGAUCAAGCUGCCUGCAGGCUACUGCAGCUCCGACCUCGACCUGGACACGGACCUGGAGGUCAUCCUGCCGCGCCGCCAGGGCCUCGGCCUCUGCUCCACUGCCCUAGUCAGCUACCUCAUCAGCCUGCACAACGAGAUGGUGUACGCGGUGGAGAAGCUCUCCCAAGAGGACAGCAGCUACUCCGUGGACGCCUCCGAGGUUGCCGACGUGCACGUCGUCAGCUACGAGCCGGAGCGGGACCUGAUGCCCCUGAUCCUGUCCAACUGCCAGUACCACGUGGAGCAGGGCGGCGAGACCUCCCAGGAGUUUGACCUGGAGAAGAUCCAGCGCCAGGUCGUCAGCCGCUUCCUGCAGGGCAAGCCCAGGCUGACCCUCAAGGGGCUGCCCACUCUGGUGUUCAGACGAGACUGGAACUACGAGCAUCUCUUCAUGGAAAUCAGGAACAGGAUGCCCCAGCACCCCCUCCCCAACUCGGUCAUCGGCGCCAUCAGAGGACAGCUGCAGUCCUACAGCGACACCUGUGAGGCUCUGUCUGCCAUCGAGGUCGCCUUGGGGUUUCUGAGCACGGCUGGCGGGGAUCCGAACAUGCACUUGAAUGACUACAUCCAGAACAGGCUGGGGAUGGGCGACCAGGCCUUGCUGGUUUCACAGGCCUUAAACAGAUGCCAGUUAAGACACUCCAUUGCCCUCUGGCAGUUCCUCUCUGCCCACAAGUCCGAACUGCUGCUUCGACUGAAGAAAGAGCCAUUUGGGGAAAUUGGUCCGAGCUAUAAAGAGGACCUCUGCCCCCAAAACGCCAAGCUGCUCAGCACCUUCCUGAAUCAGGCCGGCCUGGAUGCUUUCCUCCUGGAGCUUCACGAAAUGAUGGUCUUGAAGCUGAAGAACCCCCGGUCUGCGAAGGAUUUCAACCCUCGGUGGAGCCUGAGAGACACGCUGGUCAGUUACAUGGAGACGAAAGGGAGCGACAUUCCUCCCGAAAUGGAGUCUCAGUUCCCAGAGGAGAUCCUGCUCUCCCACUGUGUCUCGGUGUGGAAGAAGGCUGCCGAGCUGAAAUGGAAUCGACACACGAGAUAGACCCGCGCCCCGUCCCUCCUCACCAGUGGGCUGGGCUCCGCCGUGGGCUUUAGAAGGACCGCCGUCGGCGCAGGCGCUGCAUUCGAGGCCAGGGUGCGCCGUGCUGGCUGUGUCAGGAGCGUGCACACUCUGGAAACCUCUCUCCAUCUUCUGAGUGCCGCUCCCUGGGCGUGAGAGCUGAAGAGUGCAUGGAGCUGGAAUAAGCCAUCAUCCUUUGCAUCCAGGAGACACCGCCCGGGAGCCCCUUAGCUGCGCGCCCAGGAAGUGCGUCCCAGGCGUCCCAGCCUCUCAGCGCGCGCUCCGCCACCGGGCCUUCCUGCUCAGACCGUUGCUGUGGUGGUGAGAGGGCGGGAGAAGGGUCCGUGAUUUCGCCUUUUCUUUUUUCUUAUUCUGCACUCGCGGAAGAAAGUCUGGCUUUCUUUUUUCCACCCUUUUAACUUCCGAGCAGGGCACGGAUAUUUCUAGGUUUUCAAGAGGAUGUGACAAAGUGCCAGGCUUUUUUUUUUUUUUUUUUUGCUUUCUCACAAAUACAAGACAAACCAGGGCAUUCUGUGAGUGCCUUGAGGCCAAACGAGCCAGCCUUCCCCCAGCACCCACUGGAGUCGCAGCCAGAGGUCAAGGGUCAGUGCCCAAAAGCUCUCCCUGCAAAGAGCGCUGGGCCCAGAGUCAAGGACUCUUGGGUGUGCUAGCUUCCUCCUGUGUGAAAUGGGGGGGCCGGAUUGAAGGCCAGAUUCCCUUCUGGGUUUAGUCAGUUCUAAGUAAAGUUGACCAGUGUGAACUGGCCAUCCCCGCUGUGGUUCUGGCAUUUCUGGGGGACCUUUUUGCCUCUAACAUUCUGCCAAGCAAGCGUGCGCCUGUGGCAUGGUCCCAAUUCUGCCGCCCCCCCCCCCCCCCCAGCGCGUGCCGCUCUCUUUGGGUCUCAGCCAAGGAAUAAAACAGACCUGGAGAGAAUACAAAACCAGUUAAGUUUCUGAAGGAGGAAAAAUGAAUGGUCAGCUUAUUACCCCGAUCUCAUGCUGCUUUUCUCAUUCCGAGUGUGGUGUCUUUUCUUCAAAAUCUACUCGAUGCUUCUGACCUCCCGGAACAAAUUCCUGCUUCUGCGAAGCUCAGCCCCUGUUAGCACAAGUCGGCAGAAAUGCGUUUCAUACGCAUUCCAAAUGAGCUCAUGGUCCAGUCAGCCUGAAACUGGGCCCAUGGGGUGCUGAGAGCUACAGAAGUAGAAAUGCUUGCCAAGGACACCAUGGGCCCCUUGGACACCGCUGGAGGGAGCCACGGAGAAGCCACACCCCAGCCUCCUCAUCAAGGCUCCUCUGAGUCCUGUUUGAUGAAGGCGAACACAGGGAGCCAGGAUCUGAUACACCACCACCUGCUCUCAGUGCCCGAUUGCAGAGUCAUUCUGUGCAGAGCACCCCCCCCCCCGACAUCCGCCCCCUGGGGGGCCCUCUAGUGGGUGUGGGAGUGGGGGCUGCUUGUUGGUCACUUCAGUUUGCCCUGGGAACGCCUGUGAUGCCUCAGCGUUGGGAUGGAGCUGGCCGGCCUGUCAGGACCUCCUUGUAAGGGGAGUGAUUUUUUUCCCCUACUGUGAUGAAGGUGUUCUUUUGGUUGGUUUGUUUGAUGAAGGUGUUUUGUGUGCUCUGCCUUCAAAGCGCUGACAGUCACACUUGGCAUUAUCUUACUCUCGGUACGGAGCCCCAGCAGGUGCGGACUCAAUUCUGUUUGUCAUUCCUGUUUUAAUAAACUUGAAUUUUGCUCUAAA
Molecule: messenger RNA, 17565 nt
Organism: Phacochoerus africanus (Common warthog)
Lineage: Eukaryota; Metazoa; Chordata; Mammalia; Artiodactyla; Suidae
Gene: RNF213
Product: ring finger protein 213
Exons: 69
Coding region: 165-15809 (5214 amino acids)
Biological process (GO): sprouting angiogenesis; negative regulation of non-canonical Wnt signaling pathway; ubiquitin-dependent protein catabolic process
Cellular component (GO): membrane; nucleolus; cytosol
Molecular function (GO): ubiquitin-protein transferase activity; ATP hydrolysis activity
Source: RefSeq, a predicted model, not a curated record